AUGCACUGUUCAUUGAUCGAGAGGAAGAGGUUGGGGGGGGGGGGGGGGGGUUCCGCCGCCGCACAAAGGAAGAAGUUUCCUUCCUCAGCCUCUCCGGCGCCUCGCCGGGGCCAUCGCCGACCGCCACCAUCGCUCUUCUUCCUCUCCUCCUUCCUCGCCGACAAGCCACCACGAACGGAGCGCCGCCCUCUCGACGGCCAGCAGUCGAACCUCCUCAUCUCCUCGUCCUCGUCUCCCUCACGGGCUUCUCGCCGGUCGCCAGCCUCCGCCUCCCCUCCUCUCCCUCCGGCCGCAAGCACCUCCUCUUCUCCCUGCUUGCGCGCGCUGCCUCGAGCUCUCUCGCCUUCGCCACUUCGUUCUUCGCCGGCCCUCGCCACGGCUCCUCUUCUCCUCUUCGUGGUGCUGCCACCAGAUGGGCACGACGCCGCCUCCUGCGGCCAACGCCGCUGCCUCUGGCGACCGGCGCUGCCUCCUGCGGCCGUCGCCUCCUCCUUUCCCGGCCGCUGCCACCUUCUCCCGCAGCCACUGCCGCUGCCUCCGGCAGGCGCUACUGCCUCUAGGAAGAGCCAGCCGCUGCCUCCGGCGGGUGCUGCCGCCCCCGGCGGCCAUCACCGCUACCUCACGCAGCCUCCGGCGGCUACGGAUGCCACUGCCGACGCCCCCAGCGGGCAUCGACAUUUCUUCCAGUGGCCACCGGCUCUUCCCGCCGCUGCCACAGACGUCGAUGCCUAUAGCAGGUGUCGCCUCCAGCGAUAG
Messenger RNA from Zingiber officinale, 756 nucleotides. Its product is annotated as proline-rich receptor-like protein kinase PERK2. The transcript has a single exon. The record is from RefSeq and is a predicted model, not a curated record. Bases 1 to 756 code for a protein of 251 amino acids. NCBI's taxonomy places the organism in Eukaryota, Viridiplantae, Streptophyta, Magnoliopsida, Zingiberales, Zingiberaceae.